Messenger RNA from Chironomus riparius, 1822 nucleotides. The record is from the annotation of a GenBank genome assembly. NCBI's taxonomy places the organism in Eukaryota, Metazoa, Arthropoda, Insecta, Diptera, Chironomidae.
AUUUCCAUGAGAAAAAAUGAGCAGCACCAAAAACAACAUGUCAAAGAUCCAGAAAAAAGUCAAGUCAAAACAAUUGAUGAUAGGAGCGGAAAACAAGGAAAUUGAGUUUUCUAAUGAGCCACAAAAUAUUUUAGCAAUUUUGAAUUAUGGACUGCUUAAUGGAAUUAAAACAGAGAUACUUAUUGAUAGAGUUAAUGAGAUAACCAGUCUUUUGGAUCUAAUUCUUCCAAACAAAUCGUAUUGUUUCCUCAAAUUUCAAUCAUGUGACGAAGCAGCAAAAGUCUUAACUGAAUUGAAUGGAAUCAAAUUGUGGACUGAUGGAUAUCCUGUACUAAUGAGCUUCUGUAAGAGUAUCCCAAAAUAUCAAGACUAUUUAAAUGAGGAACCAUCUGGAUUAAUAAUACUACUUGACUUUGUGACUGAUGAAAUUGAAAAGAAACUGAUCGCAUUGCUAAAAUGGGAUGAGUGUAAAAUGAAAAAUCGUCAAGUUCAACAUUUUGGAUAUGAAUUUAUUUAUGGACAAAACACUGUUGAUUAUAGAAAACCUCUUGAGAGAAAAUUGCCACCAGAAUGUGAUGAAUUAUGGACAAUAUUCGAUACGAAAUGUCCAAAAUUCAAAGGAUUUCGUCCUGAUCAAUUAACAGUGAAUAAGUACGAGAGAGGAAGUGGAAUUCCAGCACAUUGUGAUACGCAUAGCGUUUUUGAGGAUCCCAUUAUUUCACUAUCACUUUCCGCUUCAAUAGUCAUGGAAUUCAAAGAUCCAGUAAACGGAAAACAUUGCAGCAUACUCUUACCAAAAAAAUCCUUACUGAUUAUGUCAAGUGAAAGUCGCUACGGUUGGUUACAUGGAAUUACUCCUAAAAAUAGCGAUAUUGUUAAAACAAAACAUAAUCUAAUGACAGUACAGCAGCGAGAGCUAAGGUAUUCGUUUACAUUUAGAAAAUUAAGAAUACCUCCAUCGUGUGACUGCAAAUUUCCGUUACUUUGUGAUAUCCAAUCAAAGAUUGUUAAUGAACAAAAUAGUAACAAUGAUCAUGAAGUAGAUCAGAAAUUGGCUGCAAAAUUGGAACUAGAAAAUGUUCAUAAUGUCUAUAAUGAAAUUGGAAAUCACUUUAGUGAAACUAGACACUCUGCAUGGCCUAAUGUUGAAAAUUUCAUUAUGAGCUUAAUAGAAGGAAGUAUUUUAUUGGAUGCAGGAUGUGGAAAUGGAAAAUAUCUCAACAUAAAUGAUAAAAUAACUAAAUUAGGAUUUGAUCGUAGUUCAACGUUACUACAAGUAUGUAAUGAAAGGAACUUUCAAGUCUUUCAAUCAGACUGCCUACAAAUUCCAAUCAUUAAUGAUUCAAUUGAUGCGUGCAUUAGCAUCGCUGUAAUACAUCAUUUAGCUACACAUGAUCGAAGAGUUCAAGCAAUUAGGGAAAUGCUUCGUGUUUUGAGGAAGAAAGGUCAGGCAUUAAUUUACGUCUGGGCAAAAGAUCAACAGAAAGACAAUAAAAAGACGAGAUAUUUAUUGCAGCAUCAAAGCAAAGAUAUCGAAAAAGUUAAUAAAUUGCCUGAAAUGGCAAUCCUUAAUAUUGACGAAGAAAAAAUAGAACUGCCAAUUCAUAAAAAUCGGACACAAUUUAAAAGCUCUAACAUGCUUGUUCCUUGGAAGUUGAAGCAAAAAGAAAUUCCAGAAGAGCAACAUAAAAUUUUCCUUCGAUACUAUCACGUUUUUGAGGAUGGCGAGCUGGAAAAUUUAUGCAAGGAAUGUGGAAAUGUUGAAAUAGUCAGGUCUUAUUAUGAUCAGGGAAAUCAUUGUGUUAUUUUAAAGAAACUAUAA